ACUCCCUUAUGAAAUAUAUUCUAAUUCAUCUAAUUUAUUGUUUUGUUAGCCGUGAUCUGGUGGAAUUAAAACUCUGAAGCAUUGAGGAUCGAGGUAUCUAUAAAUGAAUUGAUUUGUCUGUGGGUGUCAUUUUAUCUGAUAUACUUGCCAAGCAUGUUGGAAAUAUAAUUUAGUGUACAUAUGUAGCAGGUGGCACCAUGGGGUGGCGCUGUGGGGUCAAGGCGGUGCACCUAUAAAAGGGGAAGUGGCACUUUGCCAUGAAGUGCCAGUUUCCUGUUGGGCCCCCAGGGUAUGGUUGGGCCCCCAGUAGUGGUGAGAAAGCUCCAUUCUCUCUUGAUUUGUAAAUAUAUUUGUUUAUUCUUUCAUAUGUACGGGUGGUAGAUUUUAAUGGAGUUUGCAUGACAGGAUCGGGAGGAGAGGCACCGAUCUGGGCACAGAGGGAAUGAAUGGGUGUGAGAGUUUGCUGCAGCAGGAACCUUCUGGUUCCCAGGUCUACCCGAUGAGUAUGAGCCUGACCACAGAGCCCCCUAACGAUGUUCCCGCCGUUACACAAGAGCCGGAGAGCAAAAUGGCCGCAGCGGAGAAGGACAAGAAGCCGGAUGAAGUGGCGGAGGAAGACGAGGAGGAGGAAGAAUACGUGGUGGAGCGAGUCCUGAACCGGCGGGUGGUUAAAGGCAGAGUGGAGUACCUCCUCAAGUGGAAAGGCUUCUCUGAGGAGGACAACACGUGGGAGCCGGACGACAAUCUGGACUGUCCAGAUUUGAUCGCCGAAUUCCUGCAGUCGCAGAAGAUGGCGCACGACGGGAAGAGGAAGGCGGCCGGAGACGCCGAAGGAGACGAGAGCAAAACGAAAAAGAAAAGAGACGACACGGAGAAGCUGCGGGGCUUCGCUCGAGGUCUGGACCCGGAGAGGAUCAUCGGCGCCACCGAUUCCACCGGAGAGCUCAUGUUCCUCAUGAAAUGGAAGAACUCAGACGAAGCCGACCUGGUGCCGGCAAAGGAGGCCAACGGGAAGUGUCCGCAGGUGGUCAUCUCCUUCUACGAAGAGAGACUCACGUGGCACUCGUAUCCCGCCGAGGCCGAGAAAAAAGAGGAGAAGAACUAACAGGUGGGGGGCGGGGGGGGGACAAGGAGCGGUAGCUCUGAACUUCGUGGUACCUUCCGGAGGAUGGAGACUCACUCACCUGAUUCUGCUCGCAUCUGGAUGUUAUCAAAUUGUUUGUAUGAACCCGCCUGGGAUGUAAAACUCAGUGUUGGUUUUCAUUUACUGGUUCAAGUCCCCGGUCGACUUCAUGUGGUCCACAACCACAAACAUCAGUGAGCUGAACUUAUUAUUCCAUCUCGGUGCCUUUUUUAAAUAUUUGGUCCAUUUUGGAGUCUGAACUGUGUGCGUUUUAGUGGUUUUGGUGUUUAGAUCUUUGGAGUUUUUCAUUGUCACAUAAUGCUCGUUGCUUUUUGGGAGAAUAAACCACGUCUUUUGUUA
Messenger RNA from Pungitius pungitius (ninespine stickleback), 1483 nucleotides. RefSeq names its product chromobox homolog 1b (HP1 beta homolog Drosophila) (gene cbx1b). Gene Ontology annotation, biological process: chromatin organization; negative regulation of transcription by RNA polymerase II. Gene Ontology annotation, molecular function: chromatin binding. The transcript is spliced from 6 exons. The record is from RefSeq and is a predicted model, not a curated record. Gene Ontology annotation, cellular component: pericentric heterochromatin; nucleus. The coding region runs from base 443 to 1105 and encodes 220 amino acids. Lineage: Eukaryota; Metazoa; Chordata; Actinopteri; Perciformes; Gasterosteidae.